This is a messenger RNA of Heterobilharzia americana, 2148 nucleotides long. NCBI's taxonomy places the organism in Eukaryota, Metazoa, Platyhelminthes, Trematoda, Strigeidida, Schistosomatidae. The record is from the annotation of a GenBank genome assembly.
AUGAAAAAGUAUUCAUAUCCACCUAUGUUUGAUUCACAGAAUGGAAAAGAUUUCCAAUACAGUUUAUCUAUCAAUUCAUCAAGGUCUGAUACAUCUACACCAUCUUUUCAAGAAUGUUUUUCAUCAGUUGAACAAUUAUCUGGUCCGGUGGCUAAAUUGAAUGAAAUUAUUCAAGAUCUUAUCGACUAUAAGAAUGAUGCUGAAUUUGCAGCCAUGAAUGCUUCAAAUUUGGCUAAACAACUUCAUCCUAAUACUUCGAUAGAUGAAACAUUUCAAAUUAUAUCGUAUAUUCAUAAACUUGCACGUUAUCAAGCUGCACGCUGUGGAUUGGAGUUUAUCUGUAGUUCCCAGUCAAUUUUUAAUGUAACCGUAUCAUAUUGUUUGCUGAAAGGGACUACUAUGUACAUACAAAUACGCUUAUUAUCCCAUAAGAUCUUUAAUUUUGACCGAGUCUGUUAUACUUACCGGUUCAUUGUUAUUAAUUUCCACUGUGUCGCUGUUCAAGGAGUUAUUCGUAUCCUACAAACAACCAAAGAUGCUGAUCUACAAUCAGAAGCUGCUGUUACACUUCAGUUGUUAACUAAAGCAUUGCCUGGUGCAAAAUUAGCUUGUGAAGAGAUUGGUAUGUUAGCCCUGGUCGAAAUGUUAAGACAUCCAUCUGAAGUGAUGUAUACAACUUCCUUAUACGUCCUCAAUCAACUGUUAUGGCAUCUACCAAAUUCUGCACGUCCAGAAUUUCGAUCUUAUGAUGGACAGUUGAAUCUAAUCUAUUUACUUGAAGGGAAUCGUUUAAAAGAUCCUAAUUGGUUACUUAUCUGUUUGGAUACACUACGUAUGGCAGUUUAUGAAAGCAGUGAAACAAAGUUAUCAUUAACAUCAACAAAUAUUUAUCAAAUUAUUGUAUGUCUUUUACGAACUUAUCCUAAUAACAUGAAAAUAGCCUACAAUAUAGCAAGACUGGUUAAAGUAUUGAGUGUAUGCAAUGAGAAUAAAGUCAAACUAGUUGAAGCUGGAGCUGUCGAAGCAUUAACUCCAUUGUUAAAUUGUGCUAAUGAAGUACUACAAUUGGAGACACUGUGGGGAUUACGAAAUAUCAGUGAUCAAGCCUAUCAUCUGGUGGCGACAAAAAAUCUUAUCCCAAUACUAAUCAAUCUGUUGGCUAGUAAAAAUGAGCAUAUAUCUAUUUGUUCUGCUGGAUGUUUGUGUAAUUUAACCUGUCAAAAUGUACAGAAUAAAAGUUUACUCGUUGAAAAAGGUGGUGUCAAAGUUCUCUGCAGGCUGUUAUGCUUAAAUCCAGAUCGACAAGAGAUAGCUGAGCCUAUCUGUUCAGCAUUAAGGCAUGUAACUCAUCGUAAUCCACAUGCUAAUGCAGCAGUCUAUGAAGUACGUAACAGUGAAACUCUGCCAACUAUAGCCUCAUUAUUUGUGAAGUAUCAAUUUGUAUCUGCCUUACCUUUACUGAAAUCAGUUGUUGGUCUUGUUCGAAAUUUAUCCACUGAAGAGGUGACACGUCAUGAAUUGAAAGAUCUAAAUGUACCAGGAAUGGUUGCAAAUAUCUUUUCACAAACUUAUACCUCAUUGAAUGAAAUAGGCAAACAAAAGAAUUUUAUUUCACAUGGAUAUAUGGAAGGUGUAAAUCUUGAAGACAUGCUUGAAUUAACUCUUGCUGCAUUACAUAUUAUGGCUAAAGAUCAAUCUGUUCAAGAAGAGUUAAUUCAUACAGCUGGUCUAGUUUCAUCUGUUGUACGAUUAGUUCAUUCUCCAUCUGUAUGUUUACAACGUGCUUCAACUGCAUUUUUAAGCCAGUUGUCAACUUCGCGUUCUGGUUGUCAAGCCAUUGAAAAUCAAGGUGCUUGUCCAAGACUCACUGAACUAAUUCAAUCCAACAAUGAAUAUAUUGCUGCAUACACCGCUGCUAUCUUACAUCGUAUUGCUCAAGAUAAACCAGAAGCAUAUAGACGACGAUUAUCAUUGGAAUUACGUCAGUCACUUUUUGAUGGUGGUCUUCUCAACGAUCCACUUGAUAACGAUCCAUAUUUAACAAGUUCUUCAAGAAUUACUGAAAGUAUACCAAACUUUACUUCACAUAUAACUGAUCAAAGAUCAAGAAAUCUAUCUGAUUCGAAUCUGAGACAACGUUUAAAGUAG